GUCAAUCAUUGUACCGAUGAUGUGUUUUGCUCUGUCUGAGUGUCUGUCUUCAAAAAAUAUAACUAAUUAUAUUGUUAUAAAUCAAUAUACUUAUCGUAAUUACCUACCCAAUUCCAAUAUUUCAUCAAAAUGACUACUUUUGAUUCUAAAUAUGACAUGUACCCUGCAGGUGAUGUUGGAGUUGUGGAGGGCGAAAUGAAUAUACCAGGUCGGGGUGUACCAUCUGGGGACUCUAUGGAGUUUAACACUCUUGAUGAGCCUAUCAAAGAGACUUUUAUGCGUGAUCUGAGAGCCGUUGGUAACAAGUUUUAUCAUGUUCUAAUCCCUAGAGAAAAGACUAGUUUGCUUAAAGAAUGGGAUCUCUGGGGCCCUUUGCUUUUGUGCACAUUGAUGGCUACAUUUCUUCAAGGAUCUACUGAGAGAGUAGAUAACACUAAUGAUGGAGGGCCUGAGUUUGCAGAAGUGUUUGUACUGGUCUGGAUUGGGGCAGCUAUAGUUACAUUAAAUUGUAAACUUCUAGGUGGCAACAUUUCAUUCUUCCAAUCAGUGUGCGUAUUGGGCUACUGCCUGUUCCCCAUCGCACUGGCACUGCUCAUCUGCAGGCUAAUACUCUUCUCCACGCAGACCACCUUCCUCUUCUUCCUACGACUGGUUAUAUCUAUGGGAGGCUUUGUGUGGGCUACAUUUGCGGCAACCAAAUUCCUGGGUGACAGUCAGCCAGCCGGGAAGAAAGCGUUGGCAGUGUAUCCGAUAUGUUUGUUCUACUUCAUUCUAUCGUGGCUCGUCGUAUCGCACAGCAACGUCUAAAUGUCCACAUCAAGUCAUUAUAUUGUGAUACGAACUUUAGUUUUAAUUUGUGAAUAUGUGUGUAAAUUAUGUGUGUGUAAUAUAAAAUCGUUUUCACAUGCUUAUUCUUCCUUUAAGAUUUUAAUGAUAUUUUAUUUAUUCUAAAACCAAUGUACCGCAAAUACAGGAGUAUCAGUUAAAAAGGCAUUUCCGAUCGUAAAAAGCAAGAUAAUCUACGUCAUUGUCGAUGAUGUAAAACAAAAUGUCAUAUAUGUAAUAAGUAUGUAUUUAUUUAUUAUUUUAAGGCACAACAUUCCUGAAAAAAAUAUUUUUAAUAAGAUAUUUUCAUAGGGUUAAAGAUUUUGUAUAUGAUUAUUGUAUCAAUUAAAACAUUCAUCUGUUAAA
This is a messenger RNA of Plodia interpunctella (Indianmeal moth), 1191 nucleotides long. RefSeq lists its product as uncharacterized. Lineage: Eukaryota; Metazoa; Arthropoda; Insecta; Lepidoptera; Pyralidae. The transcript is spliced from 6 exons. The coding region runs from base 130 to 807 and encodes 225 amino acids. Gene Ontology annotation, biological process: endoplasmic reticulum to Golgi vesicle-mediated transport. The record is from RefSeq and is a predicted model, not a curated record. Gene Ontology annotation, cellular component: membrane; trans-Golgi network.